AUGUCGACAUCGCACUAUCAGCCAGACCGAGAUAUUCCUGACCUCUCCGGUCGAGUAUACUUGGUGACUGGAGGUAAUAGUGGACUUGGAUACGAAACCAUCAGACAGCUUGCCCGGCACAAUCCGCAAAAGAUAUGGAUGGGAGCGCGAAAUAAGGCCAAAGCCGAAGCCGCCAUUGAGGCGAUCCAGAGGGCGAACAAAAUCCAAUGUGCACCAAUCGAGUUUCUGGAGCUCGACCUUGCCUCUUUCGAGAGCAUCAAGGCCGCGGCGCGACGGCUCAACCUCGAAACAAAUCGGCUUCACGUCUUGAUCAAUAACGCAGGGAUUAUGGCUUGUCCUGAAGGGCAGACGAAGGAAGGCUACGAGCUUCAAUUCGGGACCAAUCACCUUGGCCACGCGCUGUUAACCCAAUUGCUUAUGCCAAAGCUCAAGCAGACGGCACGUUCUGGAUCUGAUGUUCGAAUUGUUAUACUCUCUUCUCGUGGCGAACGCUACGCGCCACCCGAAGGCUAUCUUUUCGAACCUGCCGACCGGAUUAAAUCCGGAAUGCCUGAGAUCUCCACUUGGGCACGGUACGGCCAGUCCAAGCUGGCAAAUAUACACUACGUCCGGUCUUUAGCACGUCAGCACCCAGACAUUAUCUGUGUCUCUAUUCAUCCUGGUCGCGUAAACACCGGCCUGGUCAGAGGUAUGGCAGAGUCUUGGCCCUGGCUCUCCUGGCUCAGCCCAAUCAUUAUGCCGCUGACAACUGUGCCGGUGACUGAGGGUGCAAAGAAUCAAUUAUGGGCUGCCACUGCACCUAAGCAACAGAUUCGUUCCGGUGAAUUCUAUUGGCCUCUCGGGGUAACUGGGAUGGGCACGGCUAAAGUCAACGAUGAGACGAUGGAGACAAGAUUGCGUGACUGGACAGAGAAGGAGCUGCGAGGUCACGUGGAAUUAUAG
This is a messenger RNA of Fonsecaea erecta, 942 nucleotides long. RefSeq lists its product as hypothetical. Bases 1 to 942 code for a protein of 313 amino acids. The record is from RefSeq and is a predicted model, not a curated record. NCBI's taxonomy places the organism in Eukaryota, Fungi, Ascomycota, Eurotiomycetes, Chaetothyriales, Herpotrichiellaceae. The transcript has a single exon.